GCCCAUAUAAAUUCUGACCGACAUGAAAGGGGAACAGACGGAGAAUGGGCUUAGAAAGGAGGAGUGAAACUCAGGAUUAGAGGCAAGCAGUCACUUGCAAAAGCCACUGACCAGUUCUUGAGCAAAAGGGACAAAUCGAAUUCACCAGUCCUCAUCUUUUCCAUCCAGCGCACCAGACGUCCACUCAGCCAUUCCACACUGCUCUCCAGUAAGGCAAAAUGGGAGUCUAUGGAACAGUCACCAUCAUCUUCCUCCUCCCGCUCGUGGCAAAGAUGACAGAAAUUCCACCUGGUUGCAAAAUUCGUAUCACCUCCAGAGGCCUGGAAAUGUUGAAGUAUGAGACACAGAAGUUUGUGGAGCAGGAGCUGGGAAACAUCACCAUGCCAGAGAUGCAUGGCAAGGAGGGGCGCUUCCAGUAUUCCAUUACAGAUGUGAAGAUAACAGAGCUAAACCUGACAGCUGACCUCAGUUUCCAGCCUACAGCUGGACUUCUUUUUGAGGUGCACAACUCAUCCAUCACCGUCAGCUUCCAGAGACGCAUCCUCUACUGGUUCUUCUACGACGAGGGUCCCAUCAACGCCUCUGCAGAAGGCGUGAACAUCCACACCGCCCUCGACCUGGCCAAAGAUGAGCUAGGCCGUCUCAAGAUCUCCAAUGUCAGCUGUGAUGCUUCCAUUGGCAAGAUGAGGGCCAAGUUUGGCGGAACCCUUGGGAGGGUUUACGACUUUGUCGCAACGUUCCUGACCACAGGAAUGCGCUUCAUCCUAAAUCAGCAGAUUUGCCCUGCACUGAAUCACGCCGCGCUGGUGCUGAUCAACCAACUGCUGGAGACGAUUCCAGUGCGUGCAGAGGUGGAUAAAUAUGUGGGCAUUGAUUAUUCGCUUUUGAGUGACCCUGUGGUCACUGGCACUAGUCUUGAUAUGGACUUCAGGGGCAUGUUCUACAAUCUGCAGAAUGAGAAAGAUACUCUGGUGAACUAUGCAGUGAAUCCUGUUGUGAGAGAGUACGACCGCAUGAUCUAUCUGGCUCUGUCUGAGUAUUUCUUCGACAGUGGACUCUAUUCAUAUUUCAAAGGAGGGGUGUUCAGGAUGCACAUAUCAAAUGACAGAAUGCCAAAAGACCUGGAGAUGCUUCUCAGAACCACCUACUUUGGACCUAUCAUGAUGUUGAACCCAGCUCUGAUGGAAGCUCCUAUCUCAUUGGAGCUGGAGGUCACCUCAGCUCCUACCUCUACCAUCAAGACAUCAGGGGCCAGCGUAGCUGUCCACUCUGGGGUCAGAGUGCUGGCUCUUCCUCCAGGAAAGGCACCCGUCCAGCUCAGCAGUAUGACCAUGGAGUCCAAAUUCAAUGCCAAAGUGUCCAUGAAGGGGAAGAGACUAGCCAUUCAUCUGGACCUCAGAAGGUUUAAAAUUUUCUCCAACCAGUCUGCUUUGGAGUCAUUAGCGCUGAUCCCUCUCCAAGCUCCGCUGAAGACUAUGCUGCAAAUCACGGUGGUGCCCCUCCUCAACAAUUACACUAAGAGAGGAGUGCGGAUUCCUCUGCCCGAUGGUAUCGACUUCAUCGAGGAGGUGGUGGAGUAUCACAAUGGCUACAUCAUUGUAGGAGCCAACCUGCAUUUCAGAAGUGGCCUGAGGGAGCUGAUCGAGAGGAAGCAGGCUGGAGAGACUGACAACACUGACUAACACUGAACGUUUUGUACUUGGGAUCUUUUUUUUUAUUUGUGUUUCACAUUCACUUUUAAAUAUAUGCUCACUACAGUGCUGCCAUCAGAUAUUACAGACUGUGCCAGAGACACACAAAUAGAUGUAGAAACCUUGUGUUCUUGAUUACGUGUAUUGAUUAAAUUUUAUGUGCACAUACUUUCUGACAUGAUGUAUCACUACUGUACUGCCCAUAGAAACAUGUAUAUUGGUGUCUCACAUUAGUGUUUCAGUAGCUCGUGUAAAUGACAGGUUUGUACUGAAUGUACUGUUUCAAAUGCUUAAAAUGAAGAGCUGAUGUUCCCGUGUCA
This is a messenger RNA of Colossoma macropomum (tambaqui), 2011 nucleotides long. RefSeq names its product phospholipid transfer protein. Gene Ontology annotation, molecular function: phosphatidylcholine intramembrane carrier activity; phosphatidylcholine binding; phosphatidylglycerol binding. The transcript is spliced from 16 exons. The coding region runs from base 219 to 1682 and encodes 487 amino acids. The record is from RefSeq and is a predicted model, not a curated record. NCBI's taxonomy places the organism in Eukaryota, Metazoa, Chordata, Actinopteri, Characiformes, Serrasalmidae. Gene Ontology annotation, biological process: high-density lipoprotein particle remodeling; ceramide transport; phospholipid transport.